GCCGCCACUUCCAAGACAUUUCACAACUCCAAUAUAAACUAUAAAUAGAGCUCUGCUUUAACUUCUUUUCAUCAAUUCCUAAAGAAAAAAAGAAAUGGCGGCUUCCACUAGAUUUUUCUCUUAUUUCAAUCAACUUAUCAAUAGUUUCUUCUUCUCAUGGCUUCCUCAAGCAUUAAGGUUUCUAAUGCUUGUAUUUUUUGUUACAAUCAGUUCAUACGUACAGAGACAAGAAAAACAAAAAUUCAGGAAAAUCAUAAACAAGAAAAGCACUAAAUUCGUGUACAAAAAGAGGAAACUGCUUGGAUUUGCUGCUAACGAACCACUUGAUUGUGCUAUUUGUUUAUCGGAUUUUGAGCACGGAGAUAAAGGCAGGAAAAUUGAAAAGUGCAAUCAUAUGUUCCAUGAAAAUUGCUUAGACAAAUGGCUAAUGCACGGCAAGGGACAAGCCACGUGUCCGCUUUGCCGGAGCGUAAUUAUACCGGAGAAUAUGGUGGAAGUUCACCGGAAAGUUGAAGAUGAAGGACUUACGUUUACUAUCUUUGAGGAAGAACUUGCUCUUUUGUUGCUCUCUGGUUUGACUAGUGGAUGUUCUAGUCAAAGGUGUUUCUAAUUUAAUUAUCACAAAUUCGAUACAUUCUUUUUAUUUUAUUUAAUGUCAAAAGAAAAAUAUUCCUUUAGCAUGUACAGGAAAGAAUUGUAUCAAUUCUUGCUUGCGAGGAACAUAAUUUUCUUUCAUGUAAUAUAAGGGUUGGAUUUGGGAGCUACAGAAUGAUCUAAAAAGGGUCAUAGCUUAUUCAACUUGCAGUCAAUUAGGCUA
Messenger RNA from Lycium ferocissimum, 817 nucleotides. RefSeq names its product RING-H2 finger protein ATL56-like. The transcript has a single exon. The record is from RefSeq and is a predicted model, not a curated record. Bases 95 to 610 code for a protein of 171 amino acids. NCBI's taxonomy places the organism in Eukaryota, Viridiplantae, Streptophyta, Magnoliopsida, Solanales, Solanaceae.